UUUUAUAUAUUGAAAGAAAAAUGGUGACAAAGUCAAUUAAUCAAAACUUGGACCAACUUCUCCUUAAAAGGGCUUUCUCUUACACCCAUGUUUACUUCCUUCCACAGUUUCAAUUUCCCCCCUCUUAUUAAACCCUAAUUUCGCCUAAUUAAAAAAAAAUGAAUUCUUUAUGUUCAAAGAACUGACCUUUCUUGUUUUUUUUUUUUUUUGUAAUUACAUGAAUUUUUGGUUUGUGGGUCGCACUAUUGUUAUCAAUAAUUGGGUUUUGAGGGUUUCUUGAUUGUUGUGGCGGUGAGUAAAAUCGAGGGUUUUUUUCGUUUUAUUUAUUUAUUUUUAAUUUGUUUGGUUGGUGGUUAGAAAUUGUGUUGGGAUUCACAAGAAACUGGGUUAUUGUUCACGAGAAAGGAUAUCAAGAUAAGGCUCUGUUUCUGAGUUUCAACUACUUCUGUAAUUGCUGAGUUAGAAUUGGGAUUUGUUAGCAACUAUAAAAUCCUGUAACUUGUGGGCUGUCUCUGUGUGUGUGUAAGAGAGAGAGAGAGAGAGUACUAAAUAGGUUGAAUUUGUUGUGUUCUUGAAAAAAAAGAAGAAAAUGGAACAUUCUGCAGUUGAAAUUACAAAGGAUGAGAAUGGAAUCCCGCAGGUUAUUCUUCGUAGUCCACGCGGUGCUUCAGCACGGGUUAGUCUUCACGGAGGACAAGUCCGAUCCUGGAAAAACGAACGCAACGAAGAACUAUUGUUCACGAGCAAUAAGUCAAAAUUGAAACCACCUGCUGCUGUGAGAGGAGGAAUUCCUACUUGUUUUCCACAGUUCGGAAACCGCGGGACACUCGAGCAACAUGGAUUUGCGAGGAAUCGAAUGUGGGCCGUAGAUGAAAAUCCCCCACCCUUUCAAUCCGUUGAUUCGAACAGCACAACUUUCAUUGACUUGCUUCUUACAUCAUCCGAUGAUGAUCUCAAGAUUUGGCCUCAUAGUUACGAACUCCGUCUUAGGGUGAUUUUGAGUGUGGAUGGACACCUCAGUCUGAUAUCACGGGUUCGGAAUUUUAAUUGCAAGCCUUUUAGCUUCGCAUUUGCCCACCACACGUAUUUUGCCGUCUCGGAUAUUAGUGAAGUAAGAGUAGAGGGCUUGGAAACUCUCGACUAUCUCGACAACCUUUGCAACAGAGAACGGUUUACGGAACAAGGGGACGCCUUAACAUUUGAAUCCGAGGUGGAUCGAGUUUACCUUAGUUCUUCAGACGCCGUUGCAAUAUUCGACCACGAGAAAAAGAGGACUUUCGUGAUAAGAAAGGAAGGGCUCCCGGAUAUUGUUGUUUGGAAUCCAUGGGACAAAAAAUCGAGAGCUAUAGUGGAUUUUGGUGACGAUGAGUACAAACACAUGCUAUGUGUUGAUGCAGCUGCAAUUGAGAAGCCGAUAACUCUAAAACCAGGGGAAGAAUGGACCGGAAGAGUCGAGCUAUCUGUCACGGCCUCAAUACAGUGAUUUUUAUUUUUUUUUUUCGUUCGAGAAAAAGAAGAUAAUAAAUAAAUACUAAAAUAGGAGUAAAGUAACUAACAUGGUACUGUUGUUUUGGUGGCCUUAUUUAUUGUGCCACCUCAUCAAAUAGCAUAAGAAGAAGAACAAGAAGAAGAAGAAGAGCCAAUGCAAUAAUAAUCAACAAGGCUAAUUUUGAUGCAAGUGAUUGUAGAGUGUUGUAUGAAGUAUGAGUAUUCAUAUUAUUCUUGUAAUUUUUUAUUUUUAAAUUUUGAUUUUUAAUUUUUUUUUAAUUCUUGUAAGUUGGUGUUGUCUUAAAAUUUUUGAAGGUGUAAUAUUUGUUGACACUCUUUCAGAAUAACUGCUGUUGAAUGAAAAUUGUCUAAAUUUGUUCAA
Erythranthe guttata (spotted monkey flower) is the source of this 1870-nucleotide messenger RNA. Lineage: Eukaryota; Viridiplantae; Streptophyta; Magnoliopsida; Lamiales; Phrymaceae. The record is from RefSeq and is a predicted model, not a curated record.